GAUUUUUAAGAUUGAUGAGAAGAAGAAAGAGGUUGUGGUAGAAAAGACUGGAGGCCCAGCUGAAAGUUAUGAUGAUUUCACUGGUUCAUUGCCUGAAAAUGAUUGCCGAUAUGCAAUCUAUGACUUUGAUUUUGUCACUUCAGAGAAUUGCCAGAAGAGCAAGAUCUUCUUCAUUGCAUGAAAAGAUCAGCCAGAGGAUGAAAAUUCUUCAGGAUUUGGUUCCUGGAUGUAAUAAGGUUAUUGGGAAAGCACUUGUUGUUGAUGAGAUUAUUAAUUACAUCCAGUCACUGCAGCGCCAAGUCGAGUUCCUUUCGUUGAACCUUGAAGCAGUCAAUUCAAGGGUGAACAUGAAUCCCGCCAUUGAAGUGUUUCCUUCAAAAGAUCAAUUUGAUGCAGCUGCGUUGUUAUUUGGACCACACACACCAAGGGAGUAUGUGCAGGGCUCGCAAGCCGAAUGGCUGCAUAUGCAGGUUGGUGGUAGCUUUGAAAUGACAACAUAAACUCGGAAUAUAAACUCUUCAAG
Molecule: messenger RNA, 523 nt
Organism: Rosa chinensis
Lineage: Eukaryota; Viridiplantae; Streptophyta; Magnoliopsida; Rosales; Rosaceae
Product: transcription factor BHLH089
Exons: 5
Coding region: 69-500 (143 amino acids)
Biological process (GO): regulation of DNA-templated transcription
Cellular component (GO): nucleus
Molecular function (GO): protein dimerization activity; DNA-binding transcription factor activity
Source: RefSeq, a predicted model, not a curated record